UAUGUGUUAUGUGUGUGUAAAUUUACGUGUCCGACGCCAUUUAGAUUUAGUGACAGCUAGAGUUUGUUUUUAAAUUAUUAGUUAGUAACUAAUAAGUUAUAUUAGAGAGACAAUGAGAAUCGAAGCAUCGGAAUCGUUUUGGUUGAAAAAGACUGUUUGCAGCAAUGCCGAGAGGUUAUACUACGAGAGUCAAAGUCAGAUAAUAGAGCGGGUUCCCGCCGUCCGCACGAGAAAGAGCAAAAAGAAAAUCAAGGCGAUGGCGGCAAGACAGAAUCCACCAAAUCCACUAUACUUAAAUCCCCUCACGCUGGAGGCCAACUUCUUCCUGGAGACCCUGGAGGAGGUGAGCCGCAACAACGAACUCGAAUUGGAUCAAUAUUUGGCCACGAUUCUGGAGCGCGUUAUGUUGGGCAUCGAAAAGUAUUUGGACCGAAAGCCCACUUUUAUAAUGCCCGCCAACGGAGCCGGUGAAGGUGUGGUCUUUGUGCCUCCGCAGGAUUUGCAGAAAAUCAAACGCACAUUCAACUGCAUAGCAUGCGCCAAUCAAAUGGUUGGCACACACAUUUCCAAGGUUGUAACGCAUUUGUCCGAAAAGCACCAGCAUCCGAAUAAUGCAGCGGUUGCAGCACAGCAUCCGAAUACUGAAGCGGCUGCAGCACAGCAGGCGAAGCAGGAUAGGGUACCGACCAAGGUGGCACCACGCGGUCGUUUGAUAGACAUUCUGCCCAAGAAAGCCAAAGCCUUGGUUACGUCCGAUCUCACAAGAAUCUUCAAGGAUAGAUAUGGUGUGGCCGACAAGCUGAAAGUGAUACCCGAAUACGAUGUCAUCGAGGCGGAUCUAAUAAAGGUGCUGACGCCAGUGUUUCCCAAUAGCCAGAUGCGCAUUUACAAGUUCGGUUCACGCAUAACUGGCAUUGGCACACGCUGUUCCGAUCUGGAUGUGUUUGUGGAUAUAGGCAACACAUUCGAAACAUUUGAACAUCGCGCCUCCAAGGACACGUUGGGCAAGCUGCGGGCCAUGCGUCCCGUCUUUUGUUCCAGCAACAAGUGGCGCAUCAUCAAUGUUAUCGAGCAGGCGCGCGUUCCCAUCAUCAAGGUCUCCCAUCUGCUGACCGGCAUAGAGUGUGAUAUAUGCCUGAAUAGCCUGGGCUUCUGCAACACGAACUUGUUAAAGUACAUAUUCGAGACACAGCCGCUGGCUCAAUACAUGUGCAUCUAUGCGAAAAACUGGCUGGAGCGCUGCAAGCUGACGGACAUCUCCACUUACAGCAUUACACUGAUGGUGAUAUAUUUCAUGCAGCUGCACGGCUUUCUGCCCUCAAUUUUUUCCUUGCAACAUGAACAGCCUUACAAUCAGUUCGUUGGACCUUGGAUUGUCAACUUUGGACAGAAAACUCUGCAAGAGCUGCGCCUUCCGGAAGCCGAUACCGAUGUGCCGGCAGUUCGCAACCUUUUGAGGGCCUUCUUUACCUUCUACUCCACAUUUGAUUACGAGCGCUUACUGGUGUGCCCAUACUUUGGUAGCCGCGAUGUCCAAAUUCAACAUAUUGAGAAGUUAAUGCCAAAUCGUUAUAGCCAAUACAUUCGGGAGAAUCCCGAAAGUACAUUGCAAUUGCGCAAGCCAAUGGUUGUCCAGGAUCCCAUGCAGUUGAAUCAUAACGUAACGAAGGCGGUAACACGAUAUGCACUGCAGUCGUUUGUAGAUUAUUGCCAGCAGACGGCGUCUCUGAUGGGUGAGCCAUCGACCAACUGGCGACAGCGCACAUAAACACAAACAGAACAGAAUCCUCCCCCAUUCUGAUGCAUGCUUUGAGGUUCGAAUUGAUGUUUAUCAGAGUUUUCUUAUUGUAAAUAAAUCGGAUAUUUGCAA
Molecule: messenger RNA, 1870 nt
Organism: Drosophila obscura
Lineage: Eukaryota; Metazoa; Arthropoda; Insecta; Diptera; Drosophilidae
Gene: Tailor
Product: terminal uridylyltransferase Tailor
Exons: 9
Coding region: 113-1768 (551 amino acids)
Biological process (GO): mitochondrial mRNA polyadenylation; mRNA 3'-end processing
Molecular function (GO): poly(A) RNA polymerase activity
Source: RefSeq, a predicted model, not a curated record